ACCAUGAACCUCCAGGCCCAGCCCAAGGCUCAGAGCAAGCGGAAGCGUUGCCUCUUCUUCGGAGACCCGGAGUCAGCUCCCAAGGAGCAGGCCCCUCAGCAGCCCCUGGCCCCUCCACAGCCCACCAGAGUGAAGGAGGAGCCAUACUUUGGACACGAGGGUCCUUCCGGAGGCAUUCCCACCUCUCAGCCUGUGGAACUCCCCCCGCCCAACAGCCUGGCCCUGCUGAACUCUGUGGUAUAUGGGCCUGAGCGGACCACGGCAGCCAUGUUGUCCCAACAGGUGGGCUCAGUCAAGUGGCCCAACUCGGUGAUGGCUCCGGGGCGCGGUCCAGAGCGUGGAGGCGGUGGGGGUGUCAAUGACAGCGGCUGGCAGCAGCAGCCUGGCCAGCCUCCCCCCCACGCCACAUGGAACCGCCACAGCCUGCCUCUCUACAGUGGACCCAAGGGGAGCACGCAUCCUGGUGUAGGGGUCACCACCUACUAUAACCAUCCAGAGGCACUGAAGCGCGAAAAAGGGGGCGGCCAACAGCUGGACCGCUACAGGAACGCGGUGCAGCCAAUGAUGCCUCAGAAAGUGCAGCUGGAGGUAGGGCGUCCACAAGCCCCACCCCUCAACUCCUUCCAUGUGGCCAAGAAGCCCCCAAACCAGACACUGCCCUUGCAGCCCUUCCAGCUGGCAUUUGGUCAUCAGGUGAACCGGCAGGUCUUUCGGCAGGGUCCACCUCCCCCAAACCCCGCCGCUGCCUACCCCCCACCGCAACAGCAGCAGGCGGCAACCCUGCCCCAGAUGCAGCUCUUUGAAAACUUCUACCCAAUGCAACAGCCACCCUCCCAGCCACCGCAAGACUUUGGCCUGCAACCUCCUGGGCCUCUGGGGCAGCCCCACCUGGCUCACCACAGUAUGUCCUACCCCUUCCCCCACAACCCUGAUAUGAACCCAGAACUGCGCAAGGCUCUCCUGCAGGAGUCGGGCCCACAGUCUGUGCUACCUCAGGCCCAAAUCGCCUUCCCCCGCCGCUCCCGCCGCCUCUCAAAGGAGGGGGUCCUGCCGCCCACUGCCUUGGAUGGGGCUGGAACCCAACCCGGGCAGGAGCCUGCUGGCAACCUGUUCCUACAUCACUGGCCCCCACAGCAGCCGCCAUCCGGCCCCCUGGGGCAGCCACAUCCUGAAGCCCUGGGGUUCCCUCUGGAGCUGAGAGAGUCACAAUUGCUGCCCGAUGGGGAGAGACUGGCACCCAAUGGUCGGGAGCGAGAGGCUCCUUCCAUGGGCACCGAGGAGGGUAUGCGGGCAAUGGGCACCGGGGACUACGGACAGGUGCUACGAGGUGGGGUGAUCCAGAGCACACGCCGGAGGCGUCGGGCAUCCCAGGAGGCCAAUUUGCUGACACUGGCUCAGAAGGCAGUGGAGCUGGCCUCCAUGCAGAAUGCAAAGGAUGCCAAUGGCUCCGAGGAGAAGAGGAAAAGUGUGUUGACCUCAACUACCAAGUGUGGGGUGGAGUUUUCUGAGCCUGCCUUAGCUGCCAAGCGAGUACGAGAAGACAGCGGGAUGGUGCCCCUCAUCAUCCCAGUGUCUGUACCUGUGCGGACUGUAGACCCAUCUGAAGUGGCCCAGGCAGGAGGUGGUGAAGAGGAUGGGCAGGGUCCUGACCAGAACCCUACUGAACACAAGCCGUCAGUCAUUGUCACCCGCAGGCGUUCCACCCGUAUCCCUGGGACUGAUGCCCCAGCUCAGGCUGAGGACAUGAAUGUCAAGGUGGAGGGGGAGCCGUCAGUGCGGAAGCCGAAACAACGGCCUCGACCUGAGCCUCUGAUCAUCCCCACCAAGGCAGGCACUUUCAUUGCCCCACCUGUCUACUCCAACAUCACCCCAUACCAGAGCCACCUGCGCUCUCCUGUCCGCCUGGCCGACCACCCCUCUGAGCGGAGCUUUGAGCUGCCUCCAUACACACCACCCCCGAUCCUCAGCCCCGUGCGGGAAGGCUCUGGACUCUACUUCAAUGCCAUCAUGUCAACUAGCACCAUCCCAGCCCCUCCUCCCAUCACGCCAAAGAGUGCCCAUCGUACCCUGCUCCGGUCUAACAGUGCUGAAGUCACCCCCCCAGUCCUCUCUGUGAUGGGGGAAGCCACUCCAGUCAGCAUAGAACCGCGGAUCAACGUGGGCUCCCGUUUCCAAGCGGAAAUCCCCUCGCUGAGGGACCGCUCCCUGGCAGCUGCAGACCCUCACAAAGCUGACUUGGUGUGGCAGCCAUGGGAAAACCUAGAGAGUAGCUGGGAGAAGCAGAGGCAAGUGGAAGACCUGCUAACAGCUGCCUGUUCGAGCAUUUUCCCUGGAGCUGGCACCAACCAGGAACUGGCCCUGCACUGUCUGCACGAGUCCAGGGGGGACAUCCUGGAAACGCUAAAUAAGCUGUUACUGAAGAAACCCCUGAGGCCCCACAACCACCCACUGGCCACUUAUCACUACACAGGCUCUGACCAGUGGAAGAUGGCUGAAAGGAAGCUGUUCAACAAGGGCAUUGCCAUUUACAAGAAGGAUUUCUUCUUGGUGCAGAAGCUGAUCCAGACCAAGACGGUAGCGCAGUGCGUGGAGUUCUACUACACCUACAAGAAGCAGGUGAAAAUCGGUCGCAAUGGGACUCUAACCUUCGGGGAUGUGGAUACAAGCGACGAGAAGGCAGCCCAGGAAGAUGUUGAAGUGGAUAUUAAGACUUCCCAGAAGUUCCCAAGGGGGCUUCCUUCCAGAAGAGAGUCCCCAGGUGAAGAGAGGCUGGAGCCCAAGAGGGAGGUGAAGGAGACCAGGAAGGAGGGGGAGGAAUUGGUGCCAGAGAUCCAUGAAAGGGGAGAGCAGGAAGAGGGGCGAGAGCGGAGCCGGCGGGCAGCAGCUGUCAAAGCCACACAGACACUACAGGCCAAUGAGUCGGCCAAUGACAUACUCAUUCUCCGGAGCCAUGAGUCCAAUGCCCCUGGAUCUGCUGGUGGCCAGGCCUCAGACAAGCCUCGAGAGGGGCCAGGGAAGUCACGAAGAGCACUACCGUUUUCUGAGAAGAAGAAAAAAACCGAGACAUUUAAUAAGACCCAGAAUCAAGAAAACACUUUCCCUUGUAAAAAAUGUGGCAGGUAA
Chrysochloris asiatica (Cape golden mole) is the source of this 3123-nucleotide messenger RNA. RefSeq names its product ELM2 and Myb/SANT-like domain containing 1 (gene MIDEAS). The record is from RefSeq and is a predicted model, not a curated record. Lineage: Eukaryota; Metazoa; Chordata; Mammalia; Afrosoricida; Chrysochloridae. Gene Ontology annotation, biological process: negative regulation of DNA-templated transcription; regulation of transcription by RNA polymerase II. The transcript is spliced from 11 exons. Bases 4 to 3123 code for a protein of 1039 amino acids. Gene Ontology annotation, molecular function: transcription corepressor activity. Gene Ontology annotation, cellular component: transcription regulator complex; histone deacetylase complex.